CGUAGUUUUGCCGAAUUUGAUGAUUCAAUAAGUAGCAACAUUGAGAUAGGUAACGAUAUUUGUCCCUGUUCCGAGAAAAGUAUUCUUACAGACUAAAUCUAUAAUUCAACUUCCCUCAGCUUAAACACAAUUGUUUUCCCUCUACUUCCCUCUACCGCAACUGACACGUGAGGAAAGUGUUUGACGUGUCGUCUUCUCAGAAGCUGUCUCUCCUCAGAUUCACUGUUGGACGUAGUUAGGAAGAGAGACGAUUGUUCAGCAGCAGUAAACUGUUCAUUACAGCUUAUCUCCCGCUAUAAAUGUCUAUGUAAUUCACAGAAUACAAUAGCCAAGUGUCAGCAAGCAGCAGACGACACAAGCUGAUAAAAUAGGACACACACACACGCACAACGGUAGCAGACGACAAAGUAGUGGAAUUUGUUCAAGCAGGUCUAACUGUAGGAUUAGAGAUUUCGGAGGUGCAAAAAGUGCGUUAGCAUCAGAAGUGGAAAACGUCCGUUGCAGAUGCAUUUAUGUAUUUGUAGCAGACGACACACUGGUCAAAGUCCAGAUCUAUCCUAUCUGCAGACCAAUCUGAUAGUGACCGCUACACCGACCACACUGGGAUAUACAGCGGAAGGCAGCACAUGGAGAACUGAAGGACAUGACUCCAGCAUCUGCUUCAAGUAAAUUUGUCUCUCUGUGGGUGGUGAUUUCCCGAGCUGUCGACAUUUAGUGCAGGACCUAAUAACACAAGGAGGCGGAAUUGUGAUACAACAACAGGGGAUUCCAGGAAACUAUUCACUGAUGUUUUGGGCAGCAUGUUGAAGUUUGAACUAGACUAGCUCAGAGGGAGUUUUCCAAAGGAUGCAUGGCACGGAAAUAAUGGCGGCUGUCCAUAGUGCUCCUCAUCUUCCUCAACCCAUCCAGGUACAUAACUUCCCAUCAACCAUCCUUAAAAAGAACUACGAACCGUAUGUACGGGGUGUCGACAAUCACUACGUCAACGAUUUUGAAGAUGAUGACGACUUCAGUGAUCAUGACUCUCACUAUUCCGAAGACCUCCAAGACGACCUUGACCGAGUUGAGGUCGUACAAAAGAUACCCAAUAUAACACAACAAUUACUGGACUUUACAGAAAUGGUGAAUGCGGAUAUCAAAAAGUUUUUUGGUCGGAAUAAGAACGAGGAAGAUUCAUGUGACAUAUACGAGGACAAGUGGAUGCCGACCAAGUCCGGGCGUGAACUGUAUUACGCAGAUCUGUUAAGAGUGGCUCAGGGGGACGUAGAUGUAUCCAAAACCAAGGAGGUUGUAUCCCCGAUCUCACCAAAGACCGACCCUGAUAACAGGCAUAGGUUUAGUGGGAAACUAGAUGCCAAGAUAGGAUUGGGUCCACUUAAUGAACUAUUUGACCUCGGUCUUCGGCCUUCUAUCAUAGAAAAAGAUAAUAAAUUUAAGAGAUUAAAACGAGUGAGGUUAGAUGAUCAGAAACAGACUGAUGUGGUCCCCAUGCAUGACCGUACGUUUCCAGACUCGUUCUGGAAGGAACCUGGUAGUGAGCGGCCAACUGAUAACCACAAAACGGAGACAACAACCCCGGGUAUUCUGAACUCUUCUAAACCUCCAGACUUUAGUGAUCUCCUUCAAAGUUGGACAGGGGGGCAUAGUAAUUUCCCAGAGGAGAUGUCUAGUGAGGGGAGUAUGGACUCUUCAGCACCAGCUGAUAUACAACACUUGUAGCAGGCGAUGUCUUUGUGUUUCCAGUUGCACAUAAAGUUGCAAGAUUCUCAUUGAAGUCACAUUGACGUAAAUCACUUCAUAUCAUUAAAUAGAUACAGAAAACACCAAGAAGACGGCAUUCGUUUCGCCCAAGCGCGUAUGCAAUGAGCGCUUAAGAAGAUCCAUGACAUGUGUCUUUGGAGUUCCAUUAUACAAAUGACUCGAGUGACUGUCACCAUUCUAUGAUUAAUUCGUAGAAUCUCAAAAUUGAAUUUGAUUGAACAUGUUAUCCGAAGAUUUAGAACAGACUCGAACCAGCCACAUGGUACUCUGAUCAGAAUGCAACAGACUAGAACCUCUUACUUCAAGACGUCAAAGAACUAUAGGACCUUUACAGAAUCGGUUGUACCGGACAGACUUUCUUCAUGCGGCAUAACCUUAUCAUGCCAUGUAGUCAUAGCAGGCCUUUCAAUGCUGACUACUGGAACUCAUGUUAUUCAUUACCUUAUGUACGCCUCACUUAAUCACAUGUUUUGGUGUUUCCAUGCUGGACACAGAUCUGAGAAUAUAUUACGUUUUAUCAUUUUUUUUAAUCACUUUCUUUCUCACUGCCAUUGAUAAUAUAAUGUUGUUCCACAUCAGAUGUCAAUUUUUACUUUAGUGGCUUGUAUGUAUAUUAGCUUUAAGAUAAAGAGGUGAUAUGCGCAAAUUAUAUCACAAUAUGCACCGAAACCAUUUACAGUGUUAUUGGAUACUGUUUGGAAAAAACUCAAUUUGAAACAUGAAUAUUUUGAUAGAAAACUGACAUAGGUGCAAUGCAAGAUAUCUAAAUGUACUUCCAUCAUUACAUGAACUGACUAACAAAUGUUAUUCCAGAUAUCCUUCACAUAUCGAUACUGACAAGUUACAUGUUACCAUUCUUUGGAACCGAGGGGAUGUUAAGGGUAUAUUAAAGUGUUUUGAUAGCUAUGUUUUCAUUUAUCACUUGCUCAUUAACACAGGGUACAGUUUCAGUGCAAUGGUUUGUAAUGACUUUUAUCAACAUAUCGCUUUAAUUGCCAUUCAUCAGGAAUAGACAGCAAUGAAUAAUUAUUUAAUCAUAAGCAAAUGGAUAUAAACAUUCUGCCAAUUUCCGAUUGCCAGUGCAAGACACUGUGUUUCAUUCCCGAUGUCCUCAUGAUGAACAUGUUCUCAAUCGGAGAAGAUUAUGAGAAUGAGGGCACGCGGAAGGGUUUAAUCCGAAUUUUGUAUAUUUCAAUAUUUCACGACAUAUAUUUCAAAGAUGCAACAUUAAAGAGAUUAUCCUGAUGUUCUCUUUAAAUGUUUCUUCAUAACAAAAUUCGGACGAUAUUUAUGUAUCAUAAGGUCAUAAACUGAAUCAUCUUAUGUAAAAGUUUCAUGUAUUUUACACACAUUUUUGUCUUUUUCUAUUUCAUCCUGGGAGACCUUAUAACCAGGAUGUGUAAAACUGACGCGUUAGGAUAAAAAUGAUAUUUGUGUCAGCUUUAAGUUAUUAUUGAUUAUACAAUGAUUGCUGUGAGAGAAAGAGAUUAAUACACGAUAAUAAAAGAAGUCUUACAAACCCA
Haliotis rufescens (red abalone) is the source of this 3284-nucleotide messenger RNA. RefSeq names its product protein PERCC1-like. NCBI's taxonomy places the organism in Eukaryota, Metazoa, Mollusca, Gastropoda, Lepetellida, Haliotidae. The record is from RefSeq and is a predicted model, not a curated record. Bases 847 to 1719 code for a protein of 290 amino acids. The transcript has 2 exons.